This is a messenger RNA of Endocarpon pusillum Z07020, 1704 nucleotides long. RefSeq names its product Patatin-like phospholipase domain-containing protein. Gene Ontology annotation, molecular function: triacylglycerol lipase activity. NCBI's taxonomy places the organism in Eukaryota, Fungi, Ascomycota, Eurotiomycetes, Verrucariales, Verrucariaceae. Bases 1 to 1704 code for a protein of 567 amino acids. Gene Ontology annotation, biological process: lipid metabolic process. The record is from RefSeq and is a predicted model, not a curated record. The transcript has a single exon.
AUGCAGGCCGAAUAUGCUUACUAUGAUUAUAAGACUGUUAAGAGGGUUACAGCGCAGCUUCGUGAACUCAGGAAGCAGGCUGAGAUCGAGGACAGCGCAGGUGAGAAUGCGGGCGAAUCAGCGCAAUCAGUUGAAGCACUUAAGACACUGCUGGAGAACUGCAUCAAAAGCAACUUCGUUGGCGUGGAAAACCCAAGGCUGUACAGCGAGACAUAUUAUGGGACUAAAGAUCUUGUGCAAGAUUUUGUUGAACAGAUCCAGCAAAGCUUGAAAACCAUUUCGGAAAGCACCAAAAUAUCCCAGGAGGAGAAACAGCUGUUUUUCAGGCAGGUUCUUGACACGAACUACGGGCGUACUGCUCUUUGCUUGUCUGGAGGUGCAACCUUCGCCUACUACCACUUUGGCGUUAUCAAGGCUCUGUUGGGCACUGGAAAUCUACCACAGAUCAUUACUGGCACAUCUGGUGGUGCUCUUGUUGCCGCUUUAGCCGCAACACGAACAGAUGAUGAACUGAAGCAACUGCUUGUGCCUGCUUUAGCAUAUCGUAUCCGAGCAAGCCCCGACAGUUUGUUUACGUGGCUCCGACGUUGGUGGCACACAGGAGCCCGUUUUGAUUCUUUAGAGUGGGCCAGGGCGAGCUCCUGGUUCUGCCGUGGUAGCAUGACCUUCCGCGAAGCCUAUGAGCGUACUGGCCGCAUCCUCAACGUCAGCUGUGUCCCAUCCGAUCCGCACUCUCCCACUAUCUUAGCAAACUACUUGACAUCGCCCGAUUGUGUUAUUUGGAGUGCAGUCUUGGCUUCGGCAGCUGUGCCUGGUAUCUUGAACCCUGUGGUGCUUAUGCGAAAGACUCGCGAAGGGACACUGGCUCCAUAUUCUUUCGGGCAUAAGUGGAAAGACGGUUCCUUGCGGACUGACAUCCCCUUGAAAGCCUUGAACUUGCACUUCAAUGUCAACUUCUCGAUCGUCUCACAGGUCAACCCGCACAUCAAUCUUUUCUUUUUCUCGCCACGGGGUUCUCCUGGUCGUCCCGUGACACAUCGACGGGGCAGAGGCUGGCGAGGAGGUUUCCUUGGGUCUUCUAUUGAAACGACAAUCAAGCUUGACCUGCAGAAAUACCUGAAAAUUUUGCGGCAUCUCGAGCUCCUCCCAAGACCACUGGGUCAAGACUGGAGCGAGAUUUGGUUGCAGAGGUUCAGUGGUACUAUUACGCUGUGGCCGAAGAUCGUCCUUGCAGAUUUCUGGCACAUCUUGAGCGAUCCUACCCCCGUGCGCUUGGCCAGAAUGAUCCAAGCUGGGGAGCGAAGUGCCUGGCCAAAGAUCAAAUUCAUCGACAAUAGAAUGAGGGUGGAGAAGAUGGUGGUGGAAGGUCUGCGCAUAUCUGGCACAAAGGGUGAUCAUGCACCCCCAACCUAUGUACGCAGGCAACAGGACCAAGACGUUCUUGGAGGCGAGAAAGACGCAAGGAGAAAGAGCGUGCGGAACGGCGUGUUAGAGUCGAUGAUGAAGCGAGACAAAGAAGAGCCAGGGCCAGAUCUGAGGAGGCCAUCUCGGAGACACAACAGCAUUGUUGAAGAAGUUCGGCGACAGAGCUCAGUCUUCUUUGACGAUGAUGCCGAUACCGAUGAAGAGGCUGCUACUACUUCUUCGGAUGAAGACGAUGAACCUGUAGUUGCUGGCGAGGAGCAUGGGACACGAGUGGGGUGA